This is a messenger RNA of Aspergillus saccharolyticus JOP 1030-1, 828 nucleotides long. RefSeq lists its product as uncharacterized. The coding region runs from base 11 to 625 and encodes 204 amino acids. Gene Ontology annotation, biological process: nucleoside metabolic process. The record is from RefSeq and is a predicted model, not a curated record. Lineage: Eukaryota; Fungi; Ascomycota; Eurotiomycetes; Eurotiales; Aspergillaceae. Gene Ontology annotation, molecular function: catalytic activity. The transcript has a single exon.
UCUCAGCAUCAUGCCGUCUUGUGCCCACUUUCCGCCUGUGGACCAAAUUCGCAUUGCCAUCAUCUGCGCACUGGCGCUCGAAGCAGAUGCAGUCCAAGCUGUCCUGGACGAAUCAUGCAAGCUGCCCACGGACUUGUAUACUCCACUGCCAGAUGACCCGAAUACCUACACCCUGGGACGCAUCGGCCCGCACGACAUCGUCCUCGUCGAGCUGCCCGGCAUCGGGACCCUCAACGCCACGAUCGGAGCAGGGUAUCUACGACGGCGAUUCCCCCAGGUGCACCUUGCCCUGCUGGUCGGCAUCUGCGGCGCAGCGCCCUACUCCCCGGACGGAACGGACAUCUUCCUCGGAGACGUGCUGAUCAGUCCAAGAACUGGGCGGGAAGCGAGCAAACCUGCCUCGGACGAGUUGGUGCGCAACUCCUCCCAGCCCCCGAAAGCCGUCCUGCCAGCGCAGCGUAGGAGCGGCAAAGAGCAAUCAUCCAUCAUUCUAACAUUCAUCGCGCUCUUUUUUUGGCGCUCGCGUUCUGUGCUAGAACCUCGAAUCGGCGCACCACUCUCCCUCCCUGCAACAACGACUCGCAUCUCAUCUCCGCACGGCCCAGCAAGCAUCAGACGAGCGUAAAUACCAGUUCCCCGGCGCAGAGCACGACCGGCUCUUCCCCGCUCAGUAUCGGCACCGCCAUCCAGAUUCCGACCCUUGCAUCUUGUGCCGCGAGCACGGUCGCACCAAGGGCCCCGGCUGCAUUGACACGGUGCAUCUCUCCUGCGACGAGGCGGUCGACUGCGAACGGUAUCUGGGGCAAGAAGUAGCGGGGAGUCUCCGGC